This is a messenger RNA of Octopus sinensis (East Asian common octopus), 537 nucleotides long. RefSeq names its product caspase-3-like. Gene Ontology annotation, biological process: proteolysis; apoptotic process. NCBI's taxonomy places the organism in Eukaryota, Metazoa, Mollusca, Cephalopoda, Octopoda, Octopodidae. Bases 26 to 445 code for a protein of 139 amino acids. The record is from RefSeq and is a predicted model, not a curated record. The transcript has 2 exons. Gene Ontology annotation, cellular component: cytoplasm.
UCCAGAAAUAACAGUAAAGUAUAAAAUGAACCACAAAUCCCGCGGAUAUGCCUUAAUAAUCAACAACCGUGACUUUAACUCAGGAACCCACAUGUCAUCCCGGAAGGGCACUGACCAGGAUGCCCAAAGUCUGUACAACCAACUAGUCGGCCCGAUGGGAUUCGACAAAACACGUGUAAAAGUAUUCAACAACGUCACUGCCUGUAAUAUGAAAAAAUUGUGCACCUCGUUGGUUGACCACAAGGACUGCGACAUGUUUUUUUGCGCGGUUUUGUCCCACGGAGAUUCGUCCUAUGUUUAUGGGGUGGAUGGGCCUCUCUCACUCUCCAGUCUACUCGAGCCAUUUAAGGCUGACGUAUGUCCCACUUUGGGGGGAAAACCGAAGGUUUUUUUAAUUCAGGUGGGUUUAUUGGGGUAUUUGAGGCAUGUCGGGGAGACCGGCUGAUGAAGGCCGCGGAGGUUUACGACACAAUCGACAGUUCUGCCACGACCAGCAGGAUUCCGUCCGAAGCUGAUUUUCUGACUGUUUAUUCGACG